Messenger RNA from Gigantopelta aegis, 2531 nucleotides. Its product is annotated as protein rolling stone-like. Lineage: Eukaryota; Metazoa; Mollusca; Gastropoda; Neomphalida; Peltospiridae. Bases 325 to 1149 code for a protein of 274 amino acids. The record is from RefSeq and is a predicted model, not a curated record. Gene Ontology annotation, cellular component: membrane. The transcript has 5 exons.
UCGAUCUCCGGGUUAGGGAUAGAAUUUCACAACUGUCCGUUUUUGAAAUUAACUUUUACUCAGUGUUAGAUGAGGUCAUUUAAGCGUUGACAAGUUUUACAGUUAUUUGAGUUUCUGACAUCAGGAUUCAGACUGUACAAAAACAUUACUUAGGGGUGAAAUAUUAUUCUUUCAUUUGCAUUAGACCUACUUGACUGCAAUUGUACCAAUAUGGCAAGUUGCAAAGGAUGUAUUCUGUGUUGUAUGUUGAGAAAAAUAUUGAACUGUUGGUGGUGACUUUUGCAGACGAAAAUUUAUAAAGCAUAUACGCACUGAAGAAGCGAAAUGGCCAAGGAGUGUUGUAAAACUGUGAAGAAACAGUUUAGUUCCCACAAACUUCUCCUUGGUUCCAAGCAUCCUGAAAAGUUCGUGCAGACGGAGUGUCUUUCACAAAACGUGUAUUUGGUAUGGCGACUUAUCUGGAUGCUGUACCACUGUGGUGCCAUAGUUGCCUCGGGCAUUCUGGAACGGCACUACGCCACGACGACGUCGAACCGAGUGAAGUGGUUCAUCUUCCUCACCAACUGGGCCUACCUGACCCUAACACUGGCCGUCAUUGCUGACUUCGCCGCAGUGACGUACUUCCGGUGUGCAGCUCGGGCUGUUAACAAUGAUAAUGCAGUGAAAAUGCCAUGGUUCCUGAAAGUCGUCUGGUUGUUGUUCAACAUAUCUAACGCUAUUGGCAUCGAAAUAUCCAUCAUAUACUGGGGCCUAAUUCACGACGUUGAAUGGGGUCUGGCUGGAUACAGGAUUCUGCCAUUCUUAACGCACGGGAUGAACACUCUCUACAUCGUCCUCAAUCUUCUCGUCACCGGGAUUCCAGUUCGUCUUCUUCACUUUUGGCAACCUUUGACCUUUGGCCUCGUCUACGGGGUCUUCAGCUUGGCCUACACGAUGGCCGGGGAGACCAAUGACAUGGACGAACCGUUCAUUUACUCGAUAUUAGACUGGAACAAGCGUCCCGGACUGACGGCAGGCAUUUUAUGCGGCGCAUCAAUCGGUGCUGUUCUGGUGCACUUUCUGUUGUACUGUCUCUACAAAGUUAAAAUGGUUUUCGUGAAGUUACUGUGCGGGAGAAACGAGUCGCUUGUCUCCCCUUGUCAGCAAUGAAUACAACUUACAUGUUGUGACAGUGUACUGCUUGUAGAAUGGCUGAAUAAUCAGGCCCGUAGCAUGGGGGUGGGGGUGGCCCGGGCCCCCAAUAAUUUUGGCUUUUUUGUUUUUGAUAACCUUUACUGAAUGUAAAAGUAGUAACGAGACUAACGGAUCGAGAUUAACGGUGAGAGUUACAGUAACGGGCAAAUAACCUUUGAAUCAUGCCCCCCGGACCCCUCAAAUACGUCUAUUUCGGCGCUCGUUCAUUUGGCCUCCCCCCCCCCCCCCCCCCCCAAUAAUGUCCACCAUGCUACGGGCCUGAUAAUGCUUAUACAGACAUUGCACAUGACUGGAAAGUAUUAUAAGUAUGAUAUUUCAAAUGAAAAUCUUCAAAAUAAUAAUAAUUAAAAAACAAAAAACAAGAAGAAGAAAGAAAUGACAAAUUGACAAUCCAAAGAAAGAAAAACAACAUAAUAGUGAUUUAUUCUUUAUAGUUGCCCGUAUAUUUUAGGGACGAUUAAUAUUUAUUUUCCCUUUCAUGUUGCCACAGUAUUUGGCGACCUGACGAUCGUCAAUUUCGAGCCCUGCUGUGUUUAAAACAUUUAUUUCAAACGCCCUUCGAUAUGUAUACUAAAAUACAGGCCUAUCGAAGCACAGCGGAGGUUAACUAGCAUUGAAGAGAAUGGCCGAUGAAGGACGGAAGAUUUUUUUUUCUUCAGAUGUUAGCGGAAACUGACUGUUUAUAUUUGACGUGAUUUGAUAUUAUUCCAAAAUCCAAAGUUCUGAAUCGGCCUUUGUUAGCGUACAAUGUCGUCUCGUCCUAGUCUCUCCCCCGCCGGCUGAUUUGCCAGUAAUUUACAAAGAGUGUUUACUUCAACGACAUUAACAAACUGAUUCCUCGCAGUGUUGCCAAUUUGUUACGUUUAUUCUGUGUAGUCACAAUUUACGUUGUAGCUUAUGCUGUAUGAAAUAGCAUGGGGGAUGUGUUGCUGAGAGGGACACUUGAAACCCAGACGAUCCUCUUCCUGUUCGGAUUGGCACAUUCGGAAGUAUCGAGUUGUUCCUUAAACUUCUUCUUGUUUUUUUUCUCUACAGAAGUACGUCAUAGAUGUCAUAAGCGGAUCUAGACUAUUGGCGGUUCCAGAGGGUGGUGGUGGUCUCAUUUAAGUCCUGUAACAAUCCUCCCCUCCCCACACGUUUGAAAAACCCUUUUUAAUGAUUAAAAAAAAACCCCUGUAUUAUCCACAAACCGCCCUGAAAACGCUGAGCAUCUUUAGGGUGCGGGAUGUAGCUCAGUGGUAAAGCGAUCGCGUGAUGCGCGGUCGGUUUGGGAUCGAUCCCGUCGGUGGGCCCAUUGGGCUACUUCUCGGUCCAGCCAGUGCACCACGACUGGUAUA